Molecule: messenger RNA, 2054 nt
Organism: Sander lucioperca (pikeperch)
Lineage: Eukaryota; Metazoa; Chordata; Actinopteri; Perciformes; Percidae
Product: flavin-containing monooxygenase 5-like
Exons: 10
Coding region: 147-1817 (556 amino acids)
Molecular function (GO): N,N-dimethylaniline monooxygenase activity; flavin adenine dinucleotide binding; NADP binding
Source: RefSeq, a predicted model, not a curated record
GCCUACUGAUAAAUGUGCACAAUCCUCUCCCUCUCACUGUCUCACUGUCUCACUCCGCCCUCUGCUCAGUUCCAGGCAGCAAUAAAACGAGGCUUCUUUCCUCGAUUCCAAAAGACUGGUCUGGUUCAUCAUCACAGAGCUGAAGUAUGACCCGUCGUGUGGCAGUGAUUGGAGGAGGAAGUUCAGGUCUGGCCUGUAUCAAGUGCUGUCUGGAUGAGGGGCUGGAGCCUGUCUGCUAUGAAAGCAGCAAUGACAUUGGUGGUCUGUGGAGGUUUAAGGAGAAUCCAGAGGCAGACAGGGCCAGCAUCUACCACUCUGUCAUCAUCAACACCUCCAAGGAGAUGAUGUGUUUCAGUGACUUCCCCAUCCCUGCACACUUCCCCAACUUCAUGCACAACUCCCUCAUCAUGGACUACUUUCGAAUGUAUGCUGACCGCUUCCAGCUCACCAAGCACAUUCGCUUUAAUACCAAAGUCUUGCAGGUGAAGCAGAGAUCCGAUUUUUCUAAUUCGGGCCAGUGGGAUGUUGAGACAGAGAACAAGGAUGGCAAAAAGGAGAAACAUAUUUUUGACGCUGUGAUGAUCUGCAUUGGACAUCACUGCCACCCCAACAUGCCUCUGCAUGACUUCCCAGGAAUUGAGACUUUCAAGGGAAAGUACUUCCACAGCAGAGACUACAAGACUCCUGAGGAGUGGAGGAAUAAAAAGGUUGUAGUGAUUGGAAUAGGAAACUCUGGAGGAGACAUAGCAGUGGAACUGAGCAGAGUCACCAAGCAGGUUUUCCUGAGCACGCGAAGAGGAGCAUGGGUUUUGAACCGAGUUGGGAACAACGGGCUGCCCUUAGAUUUGCAGUUUAACAGGGUGACAAAUACUCUGCGGAGUGUCCUUCCGUUUGGUUUUGUCUGUGGUCUAGGAGAGAGAGUGCUCAACCAAAGAUUUGAUCACACUCUCUACAAUCUUAAGCCAAAGCACAGGUUGUUCAGCCAACAUCCCACACUGAAUGACGAGCUGCCGAACCGCAUCCUUUCUGGAACAGUUCAAGUGAAACCCAACGUCCGCAGGUUUCAGGGCUCCAGUUUGGAGUUUGAUGAUGGAAGUGUUAUGGAAGAUGUCGACCUGGUGGUGUUUGCCACAGGUUACACGUUUUCCUUUCCAUUCUUGGCCUCACAUGUGCUCUCAGUGUCUGAGAACAAAACAUCUCUAUACAAGUAUGUGUUUCCUCCUGAGUUGGACCGCCACACUCUGGCUAUCAUUGGUCUAGUGCAGCCACUGGGAGCUAUUAUGCCCAUCUCUGAGAUGCAGGCCAGAUGGGCCACACGUGUCUUUAAAGGCUGUAUCAAGCUUCCCUCAGUGGCUUCCAUGCUAAAAGAUGCCCAGUGCAAGCAGGAGGAAAUGGCUAAACGGUAUGUCACCAGUCAGAGACACACCAUCCAGGUCGACUAUAUCAGCUACAUGGAUGAGCUAGCAGAGCUGGUGGGGGUUCGACCCAAAAUCCCCAGGCUGCUGCUGACUGAUCCCAGGCUAGGACUAAAAGUGAUGCUCGGUCCCUGCACGCCUUACCAGUAUCGUCUCAGAGGGCCAGGGAAAUGGGCUGGAGCCCGUCAGGCCAUCUUUACUCAGUGGGAGAGAGUGGCCGAACCCCUGCAGACCAGGCCCUGUGAUGAGCCCAAACCCAAGAGAUCGUUUAUGUGGCCUCUGAUUCUGUCAGCUGCUGCUGUGGGCUUGGCUGCCUACGUUAACAGGAACAACCUUCCAGCUUUCCUUCAAGAUCCCACUGCACUGUUGGACAAGAUAAAAGCGCACCUGCCUGCACAGUGAUGUGCAAUUAAUGUUUAAUUCCUAUCUGAUGUGAUUAUGACUGUAUAAUACAUACUGACUUUCUGGUAGGAUUAAUAAACUGCAUAGAUAGCAUAAAUCAAUUUUUAAUUUUUUUUUUUAUUUUCUAUAUAAUGUUAAUGGUAAUUUAAACCGAAGCGAUGCAUUAUAUUUCAUAAGUGUAUAUGCCAAAUCUGUAUCUGAAAAGAUGUGGUGACUACAGCUGUGAUAUCAAAUAUA